AUGUCUCUAGAUAAUCUUGAAAAUGCACUUGUAAGACUUAGCAACAAUGAUUUGAUUAAUACAUUAAUGGAUGCCAGGUUAUUAAAAAAGGAGUGGAACUGUAUAGAAUGCCAUCAAAUA
Vairimorpha ceranae is the source of this 120-nucleotide messenger RNA. RefSeq lists its product as hypothetical. The annotation marks the transcript as partial. The transcript has a single exon. The record is from RefSeq and is a predicted model, not a curated record. Lineage: Eukaryota; Fungi; Microsporidia; Nosematidae.